Molecule: messenger RNA, 1090 nt
Organism: Cuscuta epithymum
Lineage: Eukaryota; Viridiplantae; Streptophyta; Magnoliopsida; Solanales; Convolvulaceae
Source: the annotation of a GenBank genome assembly
CCACCCCAAGUUUCAUUUCCUUCCCCUUCUUCUACGGUCAAUUCAAGCUAUCAUAACAAAUUUUAAUGGAAGAAAUGGCCUCUUUAUGGAGCUAUCAAGAGACUAUGGAUGAGAUGAGGCAGAAGCUUUUGUACACAACUAUUGAACUGCAAAGGUUGAAAGCUCAAUCAAGGGAAGAAACAAGGAAGAGCAAAGAAUAUAUGGACCAAUUGGUUCAGCUUGUCCACACUGUCAUCAGGGAAAGAGAUGAAGCAAGAAACCACAUUCAGAAGAUUCUCAACAGCAGCUGCCAUAGACAUGCAGCAGGUAGAGCAAAUUCCGGGCUGACCGAAUCAAACAAUAGCCUCUCCGACACGCAGAACCACUACUGUUCAUCCCCGGUCGAGUCCUUGUUGGAUCCGGUCUCUUCCCCGGUCGAGUCCAACAGCAACGUUCACCAGCGGGUGGUGCACGGUGCUGGUGGGUUGCUCGACCAGGGCAGUUUGGUAAUUGAUAGUCUUGCGAAGGGUAAGCCCUUGCCCGAGAAAGGGAGAUUCCUGAACGCUGUGCUAGAGGCGGGUCCGCUCCUCCAGACGCAUCUCCUCGCGGGCCCGCUCCCGAGGUGGCGUAACCCGCCUCAGCUUAAGGCGUUCCACAUCCCGCAGGUUUCUCUCCGAAACUUUAUCGGGGAUGAGGAUGAGGUUCUUGCAGCCCAUUCAAGAAUGGUGAUGCUCAACAAUGGAGGUGCUUCACAGCAGCCUUAUUUUGAGAUGUCCUGUGGAUCUUCACAAAUGCAUUCAUCUUCUGCAAUGUUGAACUUUGGCAAUAACCUUGCUUCUGGAUCGUGCGGUGGAAACCAGGUGUUGAUAUCUGCAGGGUCAGAUGUUGACUGCUAUGGCCAUAUGGGAAAAAGACAAAGGCUCCUUUGAAAGAUAAUGCUUUGGUUGAAUAGAAAUACAUAUAUAUUAUUUGUAUAAAAGGAGAAACAGAGGAGAUUUGAGGGCAGGUUUGGGUGAUGUAAAUGGGAUAGAUUCAUAUUUGAGUUUGAGUGGCAUACUACAUGUAGCCCCCCUUUUUUAACCUUUUAAACAGAUUUUUAGAGUUUUGCUUA